AUGAAGGCUUACAUCCUCAGUGGUUUAACUGCUCGAUUACCAUCUGACCAAGUCCAAAAUACUGACUUGGCACAGUACUCGCAUCUCACGCUCGCAGAUCCAGAGUUUGGAACCCCAGGUCCAACGGAUGUCAUCCUUGGAGCUGAUUACUACGGCCAGGUCAUCACUGGCGAGAUCAUCAAGUGCAAAUCUCCCGGAUUACUCGCUCAAAACACCAUCUUUGGCUGGAUUAUCAUUGGUCCAGUCCAAGCUCGGCUCAACAAACCACUGAGAAUUCAUCAUGCUGUCUCCAAUCAUCAUGAUCAAGAUCUUCAAGACUUACUAACUCGAUUCUGGCUCCAAGAAGAGGUCAGUCCAACUCAACUACGCUCAUUAACUCCCGAAGAAGAGGCUUGUGAAGCUCACUUCCGGGACACUCACACUCGAGACAGUUCUGGCAGAUACAUUGUCAGACUGCCAUUAGUAUCAGACCCGCAACAACUGGGGAACUCAUACACAGCAGCCCGUCGCUGCUUACAACAUCUCAUGCGACGGCUUGAUCAUGAUGCUCGGCUCAAAACACUCUACAUGAAUUUCAUGGCAGAAUAUCUCGAACUCAAGCACAUGGUGCCUGCGGCAUCAUCUACAUCAUCAAUUCAAUACUUUCUACCCCACCAUGGGGUACUGAAGGAAGACAACAACACCUUCAAGAUCCAUGUGGUCUUCAACGGCUCAAAACCAACCAGUUCAGGACUCUCACUCAACGACAUCAUGCAUACCGGGCCAAAAUUACUCGUUAACAUCUUCGACGUACUCAUCAGCUCACGACAACACCAGUUGAUCUUUAUCACAGAUGUCACCAAAAUGUAUCGACAAAUUCUGGUUCACGAAAAGGACCAGGGUCUGCAACAAAUACUCUGGUUUGAUGAGGAAGGAAACAUCACUCCCUUCAAACUCACUACAGUUACUUAUGGGACGAAAUCAGCUCCAUUCCUUGCUGUUCGAGCCCUGCUCCAAUUGUUCGAAGAUGAAGGACAUAGAUUCCCACUCGCAAUCGAUCCACUCACUAAAGGUCGGUAUGUCGACGACAUUUCCGGAGGCGCAGAUGAUCUCGAGUCAUUGCAAGCAGUUGCAGAUGAUAUCGAGGGUCUGUGCAUGGCGGGCGGUUUCCCACUCGCCAAAUGGGCAAACAAUCAUCGCAAAUUACUUCAGCUCAAUCGUGCGGAAGCGAUUACACAAUAUAAAAUAGAGGAUCCAGAAGUCAGCACCAAAAUUCUUGGGAUGUACUGGUCUUCAAACAAGGAUCAAUUCUCAUCCAAACACUCGCCACCAUCUUCAACUCAACCGUGCACAAAGCGUGCAAUUCUAUCAGAGAUUGCUCAGAUCUUUGAUCCACUGGGAUUCCUAUCACCACUCAUAAUUCAAGCCAAAAUGUUCAUGCAGGAACUUUGGCUUGUCAAACUCGGCUGGGACACUCCAUUGUCUGCAGAAUUACGACAGAAAUGGACUUCAUUCAAAACUCAACUCGACAUGAUUCAUAUCAUCAAGAUUCCCAGAUGGAUCCACUCGUCCACGAACUCGGCUCUAGAAAUUCAUGGAUUCUCCGAUGCCUCGCAAUUGGCGAUGGCUGCGGCAGUCUUUAUCAAGGUCCUACCAACAACUCAAACUCAGAGGGCAAAGGUUACGCUGCUUUGCUCUAAAACCAAGGUGGCACCGUUGAAACCCCUAACGAUUCCACGCUUGGAACUCACUGCGGCUCACAUGUUGGCAAAACUCGUCAAACACUGCCAGACCACACUCAACUACUCGCAUGUGCCAACAUAUCUUUAG
Microplitis mediator is the source of this 1809-nucleotide messenger RNA. RefSeq lists its product as uncharacterized. Bases 1 to 1809 code for a protein of 602 amino acids. The record is from RefSeq and is a predicted model, not a curated record. The transcript has a single exon. Lineage: Eukaryota; Metazoa; Arthropoda; Insecta; Hymenoptera; Braconidae.